AUGAUUAUGAUUGUACAAAGCUCCAGUUACAAUGACAACAAUUCCAAAUUCAAUAACACCCAUGAUUUAUGUAAUUCUUAUUCAUCUACUUCUACUGUUAUGUCUGUGGAUGGAUGUUAAAAUAGAAAUGUGCAAAUGGUACAAUAUCAAAAAAGGGUGAAAGUGAAACUUAUUUAAUAAAAAUAAUUGCAUCACAAAAACAGGAGUCGGAUGUGUUACAAAUACUAUCUGUUCUGCAAUAAUUUUGAAGCUGCUUGCAUUAAAAUUUAGAGGAUAAAUUUGUUUCAGGGAUAGUGCAAUUCAACCUAUAAGGAUUAAAUUUAUCUGAAUGCUCCAGCAAAAAUAGUUCUUAUUUUAUUGAUUUAUAAAUUAUUUAUUCAAAUAGAUUAACGAUAACACUAAUCGCAAUUUAUGUUAAGCCUUUUUAAAGCCUGUGAAAUUUCAUUAGUUAUAACUAUUUGUGAUAAGGAUAAAGUAAUAGAUCAUUCAUUAGGAAGGAAAAUGCUUUAAGAAGUAAAGUGCCUUAAUUUUAAUCACUCUUCUGUAGAUUAUGUAAUUCAGGCUUAGGAUGUGUCUCACUUCCAUUUAAAUAUGAAGCUGCUUGCAUAAUAAAAGCUAAUUGUUAGCCAUGCGAGUGAAAUGGAUCUUAAUGCAUUUAUGAAGUUUGUUUAACUGCCUUCACAACUGCUACAUAAUGCUAAGGACACAUAUCAAUUUGUUUUGCUAAUAAUCCGAUAAGUGUUAAUGGUUCGCUGACAAUUCAAGGAUGCUAAGACUUACAAAUAGCAUUUGUAGCUAGAAAAUCAAAUGAAAAUUGUGAGAUUUCAAGACCUGGAUUUUCAACUUGUCUUUCCUUCUCAUCCACUACUUUAUGUGUUGAAAAGUCUUGUUUAACAUCUAACAGUGCAGGACCGACUGGAGCAUUAUCAGUAGGAUGAUUUACUUUUCAGCUUAUCUCAUUGCUUGUAUUUCAAACAAUUCAGCUGAUAAAUGCAUGGUUUCUAGUUGUUCACAAUUUAUUUGAAGUAAUUGUAAAAAUGGAUCAAAAUCAAGUGGAGUUGGUGUUGGAAUGACAGUAGAUGUGUUUAUAAUUGUUGUACAAAUAUUAUCCAAACUCUGUAUGAAAUUGUUUUGGUCUAUUUAAAUAGUGUUCAGUGAAUAGUGGAGGAACUGCUUUUUAACCACUAGCAAAUGUUUGCACAUCUUAUUAAACCUAAGAUAAUUGUAAAUUUAAAAAAAAAACAAGAAUUGUGUGUGGACUGGAUUGCCUUGUAGAAGUGUUCUUUGUGGUAAGGCUCCAGAUAAACCAAUUUUAAUACUGGUUCAGAAGGUUUUGGAUACUUAACACAAACGGAAACCUUUACAGCUUUCUAUAAAGUUGAAACCUAAGGAUGUGUAUUAAAUCUAAAAAUUGUUCAAGAUUAUAUGACAAUGUUUAAUGCCAUAAAACUAAUAAAAAUUUAACAGCCAAUGAAGAUUACAAGUGGAUCGAGGAAGAUGCUUGGCGAUACCCACUUUUGCUAAUUGAGCCUGCACUUCUUUUAAGGGUAAUUAAGUAAUUUUUUAAGGGUAUAGAACAGGAUGUACAAGCAAAGUUAAGGCAACAUCCUCAACAGCUUGCGCUAUAGAUUGCUCUUUAAAACUGGAUCAAGUAUAAAAACGUUAAGAUUGCUCAACAUUAGAUUCUAUUAUAAAUUUAAUAAUAUAAAAACUGAUUUAAUAUUUUAGUUAAAUUUUUGGAAAAUUUACAGAUCUAAGAUUACAAUGCUUGAAUUUAAUAUUAGGGUUUCACAAGUAAUUCAUCUAUGGUUGAAUUGUUAUCUAAACUAAUUCAGGUCAAGCGCAAACGGAAUGCAAGAUAUUGUGUAUUAAAUGGUUCUUCUUAUUGCCAAGCAGUGAUAGCGGGCACUGAAUGUGUAUUUGUAACUGGGUUCUCAAGUUUCGGUCAUUAAAAAUGUUAACUAUAUCGCUAUUCUUGCACAACCUUAAAAGAUAGCACAGAAAGUUAAGAGAAUAAAGUAACUUGUUCAAGUUAUGCAGCUAGGAAUAGUUGUGCUAGAUCUGGAAAAGGAAAAUUUUUUUGGAAUGGAACUAGUUGCAACCGAUUUCCUGGUUGCAUUUCUAUCAAAGGGACUCGAUUAGAUUAGAUAAUAUUGCAUGUUUACUUAAUUUAACAGGAACUGCUUGUUAUUUAAAGUUGCUACUUGUGCAGGCUAUGUAACAGCUGCAGCUUAAUUGAUCACUGAUGCUGCUCUACCGAUAAAAUGCUUAGGAAUGUGGCUACGAUUAGUCCAUAAACCAAUUGCCCUAACAUUAUCAGGUCUUAACAGGAAUCACGCUCAACGUUAAGACGAUUGCAACAAUUGUAAAUCGGUUUCUGAUUGA
Molecule: messenger RNA, 2385 nt
Organism: Paramecium octaurelia
Lineage: Eukaryota; Ciliophora; Oligohymenophorea; Peniculida; Parameciidae
Source: the annotation of a GenBank genome assembly